UACCCCUCUAGACAACGUGCGCGCACAACAUCAGCGUGGUUUUUGUGUGCACAUGAACAAGCUCUAAGCUGCAUAGCCCGAUUCACGGACGGUACAAAGCUUCAGAAAUCCCCCAAAGAAUUUAACAGAAUAGGACAAUAAUGGACGGAAUGGGGGAAGGAUACCAUCGGCCGGACAGCAAGACAGUCCAGGAAUUGUGUGACAUUGCCAACAAGCUCCGUAUUCAUAGUAUUCAUUCAACCAGCUCGGCGAAUUCUGGACAUCCAACAUCAUGCUGCAGCGCUGCAGAGAUCAUGUCGGUGUUAUUCUUCCACAUAAUGAAGUACAGAGUAGACGAACCAAAGGAUCCCGCCAGCGAUCGUUUCAUCAUGUCUAAGGGUCAUGCAGCACCAAUCCUUUACGCUGCCUGGGCCGAGGCAGGUCUCUUCCCAGUGACUGAUCUCCUUACCCUCCGUAAGAAUACAUCCAUCUUGGAGGGCCACCCCACCCCAAGACUGAAUUUCAUAGAUGUGGGUACUGGAUCCCUUGGCCAAGGCCUGAGCAUUUCCUGUGGUAUGGCCUACAAUGCCAUGUACUUCGAGAAGGCUGACUACCGAACCUUCUGCCUGAUCGGAGACGGUGAAAGCUCAGAGGGUAGUGUGUGGGAGGCAUGUGCCUUUGCAAGCUACUACAAACUAGACAAUCUAGUUGCCAUCUUUGAUGUCAAUCGACUUGGUCAGAGUCAAGAGGCUCCACUUCAACAUGAACUGGAGGUCUACAGGCGUAGAUUGGAUGGAUUUGGAUGGCAUGUGUGUGUUCUUGAAGACGGUCACAGCGUUGAGGAUUUAUGCAAAGCAUUCCAUGAAGCUACUCAGGUCAAGGGCAAACCCACGGCCAUUGUGGCCAAGACACUGAAAGGAAAGGGCAUUCCAGGUAUUGAGAAUGAGCUGAACUGGCACGGGAAGCCCCUUGGAGUUAAAGCAGAUGAUGCAAUUGCUGCCAUCACCGCUCAGCUCAAGAAUCCUGGCCCCCACUCAUUGAAGCCAUCGCCCCCAUCCAUGAAGCUACCUGUCUAUGACAUCUCCAACAUCAAGCUGUCAUCAAACCCAGACUAUCCCAUCGGCUCUAAGAUGGCUACUCGUGUGGCUUAUGGAACUGGUCUGAAGAAGAUUGGCGAGAACAGUAAGCACGUGAUUGCCCUAGACGGUGACACCAAGAACUCAACCUAUGCAGAUACUUUCCGCAAGGCCUUCCCUGACCGCUUCAUAGAGUGCUUCAUUGCCGAGCAGAACAUGGUGGGUGUUGCCAUCGGCUGUGCCACUCGAAACAGGAAUGUGGCCUUUGCCAGUGCCUUCGCUUGCUUCUUGAGUCGUGCAUAUGAUCAAAUCAGGAUGGGAGCCAUCUCUGAGACCAAUGUCAACUUCUGUGGAUCUCAUGCUGGUAUCUCUAUCGGUGAGGAUGGUGCAUCCCAGAUGGCCCUAGAGGACAUCGCUAUGUUCCGCGCCAUCCCAGGGUCUACGGUCUUCUACCCCAGUGAUGCUGUCUCCUGUGAGAGGGCAGUAGAGUUAGCGGCCAACACUAAGGGAGUCUGUUUCAUUCGUACCAGCCGCCCCGCUACUCCUGUGCUGUACAGCGGAACCGAGGAAUUCGCUGUGGGAAAAGCCAAGGUGGUGCGCCAGAGUGCCACUGAUAAGGUAACCCUCAUUGGUGCUGGUAUCACUAUGGAUGAGGCAGUCAAGGCAUACGACGAGCUAGCAAAGGAAGGCAUUAAUGUCCGUGUGAUUGAUCCCUUCACCAUCAAGCCUUUGGAUAAGGCCACUAUCCUGGCUGCGGCUAAGGCUACAGGGGGCAAGAUAGUAACUGUGGAAGAUCACUACCCACAAGGUGGUAUUGGUGAGGCAGUUGCUGGGGCCCUUGCUGACAACGCAGGCAUCACCAUCAAGCAACUUGCUGUACGAGAGGUUCCUCGCAGUGGAACUAAAGACUUCCUCCUGGACCGCUUUGGCAUCAGCGCUAAACAGAUCAAGGAGGCAGUCAAGGAAGUGCUUGCUUAAGUUGUGUUGGUCAAUCGCAGUACACAGACUUCCCGAAGAUUGAAAUCAGUCAAAAGUUAAUUCCCAUCUUCCCAAAGAUGUUCUCUUUCUUAGAGACAGAGCUUCAAACUUUCCCUGAUUGUGCAGAAUGUUCCCUGAAAAUAAACCAGUCUUUCCAUGUUCUAUGAACAAAUUAAAAAUUCUUCCUGGCUGUGGAAAUGUUUCACUAUUAUGUUGAAUGUAAUCCUAAAUGUCUUCAUUGUUGUAAAAAAUUGCAAGAUGCAAUUUUUAGGAGCUCGGUAGAGCUUUAUACGUCUAACUACAGUACUUACGUGCCCAGUGACUAGAAAACUAACCUACCCUAUGUUUUGUGUACAAACCUACAUAAAAGCAUGACAUUUGGAGCAAUCAUUUGCAUGUCACGGCUGUCAUUCUUUUCUGUGUUUAAACACCUAUAGGUUGAACGUGCUUAAUCUGCAUAUGUGCAUACUGUUGUGAAUGUAAUGGAAACCGCAUCACAAAAAUUACACAUGUCGCCACCCAGGAGGCAUAAAAUAUAUAGGUAUGAAAAAUCAAGAAUUAGAGCUCUAGGCAAUGUGCUUGUCCCAAAUCAAAUUACCCGUUUUAAAGUACUAUCGGUUAUUUUAUAUAGCUAUGAACGUUGUACACCAGUAGGAAAAGUGUUAAAGUGAGAAUCUGUGUUGAUUUAAGUUUUCUUUCUGAUGCUUUGAAUAUAAACUUUUAAUUGGGUAGGUCUGAAAAAAAGAGUAUCACCAAAACAGUUACUCUAUUUUAGGAUCUUAUUUCACUUCUGUUGGAUUUGUGGAAAAAUAAUUAUUAUUUUUGUACUUGACCUUGCAGCUUAUAGAUUAGAUAGAAGACAAAGUAAAAAGUACUGACAGUUAUAAACGAAGGAAUAUUUUGAAUAUUUUGAGAGAAUUUAGCAAUCAGUUGGUGCACUAAACGUAGUUUAGAUAUAUUUUGUUAACGUGAAUUGAGUUGGAGUGGUGAAUAAUGUCAGAUGAGAUAUUUUUUUGGUAAUGGAAGUUUUGUCUUUAAACAUGUACUCUUCCUAUAGAUUUAGUUGGUUUAACUCAUACAAUAAAAAAAACAAUUCAAUUGAAAAGUUCACAUUUAAGACAAUGAUUAUGUAUUACAAAAUUAUUUUGUACUAUCUGGAAGACCUUACUGAUGAGAUACAGAAAUAACAAUUAUUUGUUUUACACAUAAAUUUGUAUAACUUUCUUUUCUUUUUUGUGGCAAUUUUUUUGUUUUUAAUUUUUUUUAAUAACAAUUGUUUUUACAUUCAAUAUGCCAUUCUUAUAGGCAGCAGGCUGUGCUGUGUACAAAUGGGCCAUGUGCAUGGGGGCCAGGUUUUGAUGUGUGUACCGCAUUGCCUCCAAAUCAGUGCGCCAUGAUUGUUGGUUGCUGGUGUUGCUCGGACUGAUUAUAACCCAGAAUCCUUUGCGCCCAGAUUAUGCGAAUUGGGACAUGGGCUAUUGAGCUAGUUCGACUUUUUCCCUUGGCUUUAAUGGAAUCACUUGCAAUGCUAGGCAAAGUCACUUUGUUUUGGAUGUUUGGGACAUUUUAAUGAUCUGCUUAGCAGAUAAAGACAUGGUUAAACAUGGUGUCCACCGAAAUGCUAUGUACUUCCUCUCCACAUUAUGUACUUGACUUGCAUAUGUUGAUUAAAAUACUUUUUGGAAGAAAACUUGAAAA
Messenger RNA from Asterias rubens (European starfish), 3731 nucleotides. RefSeq names its product transketolase-like protein 2. The coding region runs from base 141 to 2033 and encodes 630 amino acids. Gene Ontology annotation, molecular function: transketolase activity; thiamine pyrophosphate binding. Lineage: Eukaryota; Metazoa; Echinodermata; Asteroidea; Forcipulatida; Asteriidae. The record is from RefSeq and is a predicted model, not a curated record. The transcript has 11 exons.